UCAAAUUAAUUUACUAGUUGAAAAUUUUUGAAACAUGGCCAUCAAAAACUCAAGGGCUCAAACACAAACCCUCUUCUCUAUUCUCGUGCUCAUUAUUUCCUUCCUUGCGUUGGUCCACAACGUUAAAUCAGUUUCUUUCUCAUUCCCUAGUUUUGGCUCCUACACAAACGACAUCACCCUCCAAGGCGAUGCCUAUGUCAAUUCAGAAGGCGCCAUAAAGCUCACACCUGUUGCCCCCAACAGCGUUGGUAGAGCGUCCUACGCUGCACCCGUGCACCUUUGGGACGCCAAAACCGGCAAGCUCGCCGGUUUCAACACAACCUUCUCCUUCGUCGUUAUGCCGAAUGUUCCUGGACUCUUUGGCGACGGCAUCGCCUUCUUCCUCGCACCGUUCAACUCCAACAUCCCCAACAACUCAAGUGGUGGAUUCCUCGGACUCUUCAGCCCUAACUAUGCCCUAAAUGUAUACAAAAACCAAAUAGUGGCCGUUGAAUUAGACUCUUUCAGUGGGAACCCCUGGGACCCUCCCUCUGCCCAUGUGGGCAUUGAUGUUAACUCCAUUGCUUCGGUGGCGACGAGAAAAUGGGAAACUGGAAAUGCUGUGAAUGGAUUUGUUGCAUAUGCGAAUUUGAACUAUGAGCCCGUUGGCAAGAGUUUAAACGUACUUGUAACAUACCCUGGAAGCAAAGUGAAUGCGACUAGCCUCUCGUUUGUGAUUGAUUUGAGAACUGUUCUGCCAGAAUGGGUUACAGUUGGGUUCUCAGGUGCCACAGGACAAUUGGUUGAAAUACACAAGAUUUUCUCUUGGACCUUCACGUCUAGCUUCUAUUAAAACAGUUAUGCCCCACUAUGGUCUAUGGCAUAAAAAGAGGGAGAUUCAUGAUAUUUUUAAUAAAAAAAAGUCUAAUGUUGUUUACUUUUUUAUUUGCUUACUAGUGAUGUAUUCUUAAUAAAUUUAAUGUUUAAUGAAAUUGAA
Messenger RNA from Glycine soja, 976 nucleotides. Its product is annotated as mannose/glucose-specific lectin Cramoll-like. The transcript has a single exon. The record is from RefSeq and is a predicted model, not a curated record. The coding region runs from base 35 to 832 and encodes 265 amino acids. Gene Ontology annotation, molecular function: carbohydrate binding. NCBI's taxonomy places the organism in Eukaryota, Viridiplantae, Streptophyta, Magnoliopsida, Fabales, Fabaceae.